ACAACUCUUUUUAUUUUCUCUCCGUUGUAUGUUUUCUUCGACACCCUUUUGUACUUCGACGCCGUUGACCCACCGCCGUAACGCUCCUCCGCGGCCGUUAGCGGCGGCGCCACCACCGCCGCUGGUUGUACGUACAGUCGUCGUUCUGCUUAUUUCAGAUGUUGUCAUUGUGCAUUUCGAUUGUUUUUGCUUUGCAGAGGAGUACAGUGCGCUUCAACUGAAGCCUCACUCGACAAGCCCUAAUUCGCGUUACCGUGUGUGAUUCUGCUGAAAAUUGGAUCUGUCUGUUGGAUUUUAGCGCUCGUAGCUCCGGUAAUCGAGAAUGUCUGGACCGCCGAAGGUGAAAUCGAUGAAUUUGAGCGAUCCUGAAGUUCGGCCGGUGCUCGGUCCGGCGGGGAAUAAAUCCAGAUCCGCGGAGUUGUGGAAGCCAAUUGUGAAGCCGAAGAGUGAGAAGACGCGGAGGAUACAGGAUGUGGAGGUGACGAAGGGGAAGAAGUCGCCUGUGGCGUUGCAGGAGCCGGGGAUGGCUUCGGAUAAAAUUCCGUCUCCGGUGGGUUUGAGGAAGAGUUUCAGCAGCGUCGCCACGACAUUGAGGCAGAGACAGCCAAAUUUAUCUCUAAAUGCUUCGUGCUCUUCUGAUGCUUCAUCCGAUUCUUCUCACAGCCGAGCGUCGACUGGAAGGAUUAGCAGACGGAGUGGUACUCCGAGGACACCUUCGAAGACGAAGCAGCAAUUGGCCGUUAAAAGCGAGAAAAUCGAGACUAAGGAGGGGAACGGGGAUAAUGUUGAGGUUGAUAGCGAUGCUAUUGAAGCUGAUAGUGCUGUGGUGAAGAAAAAGUGUGGUUGGGUAACACCAAAUACUGAUCCAUUAUACGCUGCUUUCCAUGACGAGGAAUGGGGACUUCCUGUUCAUGAUGACAUGAAACUUUUCGAACUUCUCAGCCUUUCCACUGCACUGGCUGAGCUCACAUGGCCAGUCAUUCUUAGUAAAAGGCAUAUUUUCAGAGAAGUAUUUAUGGACUUUGAUCCAAUUGCUGUGUCAAAAUUAAGUGAGAAGAAAAUUGCGACACCAGGAAGCCCUGCUAGCACUCUUCUAUCAGACCUGAAACUUAGAUCGAUUAUUGAAAAUGGACGUCACAUUUGCAAGAUUGUCGAGGAAUUUGGCUCCUUUGAUAGAUACAUUUGGGGUUUUGUCAACCACAAGCCGAUCGUCAGCAAUUUCCGCUAUCCUAGACAAGUCCCAAUCAAGACAUCAAAAGCAGAAACAAUAAGCAAAGACAUGGUUAGAAGAGGAUUGCGAGGAGUCGGGCCUACAGUUGUCUACUCGUUCAUGCAAGUAGCUGGAAUUACAAACGACCAUCUCAUUACCUGUUUCAGACAUCAAGACUGCAUAAAUCCAGGUAAGAAUGACGACAUAACAUCCAAGAACGAAGCUAAACUGCCUGGAGAUGCACUGGAAGCUGAAAUAGUGAGAGACAUCGACAACCUGAGCCUGUCGAGGUAGUAAACUCAUGGGGUGCUUAAAACAUGAGCAAUCUGUAAUCCAGUAUGUGAAAUUUCCCACAAUUUGUAUGGACCUAUUCCCGACUGAAGUUUGUGUAUAAAUCAAUAUUAAUUA
This is a messenger RNA of Andrographis paniculata, 1618 nucleotides long. RefSeq lists its product as uncharacterized. The transcript is spliced from 5 exons. The coding region runs from base 323 to 1504 and encodes 393 amino acids. Gene Ontology annotation, molecular function: DNA-3-methyladenine glycosylase activity. The record is from RefSeq and is a predicted model, not a curated record. Lineage: Eukaryota; Viridiplantae; Streptophyta; Magnoliopsida; Lamiales; Acanthaceae. Gene Ontology annotation, biological process: base-excision repair.